This is a messenger RNA of Oncorhynchus mykiss (rainbow trout), 7656 nucleotides long. RefSeq names its product dual specificity mitogen-activated protein kinase kinase 7. Gene Ontology annotation, biological process: protein phosphorylation. Gene Ontology annotation, molecular function: protein kinase activity; ATP binding. NCBI's taxonomy places the organism in Eukaryota, Metazoa, Chordata, Actinopteri, Salmoniformes, Salmonidae. The record is from RefSeq and is a predicted model, not a curated record.
GUUACACUCGAUUGUGCCAGAGAGGAAGAGGCGAAGCGAGAGGAUUUACUCCGCCCAAAAUCUGUCCGAGUGAGAUUAGUCCUUUUUCUGUACGGAGGUAUAUGAGGGUGUCGGAAGUUGAAUUACGUUAGGUUUAUUUGAUCGAAUAGAAGUUUCGUAAUGUUUAGGCUAUUACACAUGUAUUGAUAUAAGAUAAUGAACGUGGCAUUCUGGCAACUUUGAGAAAAACGACUUCGUUGUGCAUGUUAACACUCGUAUAUGUCCUCUCGUUGGCUAGAAUGGUCCCACUUGAUCGCGCCUGCCUUCCAUCAUUGAGGGCAUAUAUUUCCAUCGUUAAAGUGGUCACUCGGUUAUCUACUCAAAUAUAGACAAUCUUUGAUAGUGUUCAAUAUUUCAAGAUGUCGUCGCUGGAACAGAGACUCUCCAGAAUCGAGGAGAAACUAAAGCAAGAAAAUAAAGAAGCUCGUAGAAGAAUUGACCUCAAUAUCGACAUGAGUCCACAACGUUCACGUCCGAGGCCAAUCAUCGUGAUCCAGCUCAGUCCUGCUCCAGUUCCUUCCCAGCGUGCAGCUCUUCAGCUGCCCCUGGCUAACGACGGAGGGGGGAGUCGCUCCUCGUCCUCUGAGAGCUCACCCCAGCACCAUUCCUACCCCAGCCGUCCGCGACACAUGCUCAACCUGCCCACGCCACAGUACGGCCUGGUGAAGAGCCUGGAGAAUGCGGAGAUAGACCAGAAGCUGCAGGAGAUCAUGAAGCAGACAGGCUACCUGAAGAUCGACGGCCAGCGGUACCCAGCCGAGGUCAGUGACCUGAUCAGCGAGGGGGAGAUUGGCAGCGGUACGUGCGGUCAGGUGUUCAAAGUGCGCUUCAAGAAGACGGGCCACGUCAUCGCCGUCAAACAAAUGCGCCGGACAGGAAAUAAGGACGAGAACAAGAGGAUUCUGAUGGAUCUGGAUGUUGUGCUGAAGAGCCACGACUGCCCUUACAUCAUCCAGUGCUACGGCGCCAUAGUUACCAACACGGAUGUGUUCAUCGCAAUGGAGCUGAUGGGGACGUGUGCUGAGAAACUCAAGAAGAGGAUCCAGGGGCCCAUCCCUGAACGCAUCCUGGGAAAGAUGACUGUGGCAAUAGUGUCGGCUCUGCUGUACCUGAAGGAGAAGCACGGUGUGAUCCACCGGGACGUGAAGCCCUCCAACAUUCUGUUGGACAACAAGGGCCAGAUCAAGCUGUGUGACUUUGGCAUCAGCGGACGACUCGUCGACUCCAAGGCCAAGACCCGCAGCGCCGGCUGUGCUGCCUACAUGGCUCCUGAGAGAAUAGACCCCCCAGAUCCCAGCAAGCCUGACUAUGACAUCCGAGCAGACGUCUGGAGCCUGGGCAUCUCUCUGGUGGAGCUGGCCACAGGACAGUUCCCCUAUAAGAACUGCAAGACUGACUUUGAGGUCCUGACCAAAGUGCUGCAGGAAGACCCUCCCUCGCUCCCCCUCAGCAUGGACUUCUCCCUCGACUUCCAGUCUUUCGUCAAAGAUUGCCUCACAAAGGAUCACAGAAAAAGGCCAAAAUACCACAAGCUGCUCGAGCACAGUUUCAUUCGGCGCUAUGAGGUGCUGGUGGUGGACGUGGCGGGCUGGUUCCAGGCGGUGAUGGAGCGCACUGAGUCGCCGCGCAGCAGCCAAUGUUACAGCCAGCACCAGCUCCACUCGCUCUUCAGCAGGUAGCCCCCGGCCACUGGCCCUGCCCCGGAGCCACUGGAGCCUACAGCCGGGAGACCCCGGAGAGGGACGGAGACACGGAGUAGGCCUAAAACCCUAGACAGACAGACUGGCUCUGUGAAUUGAUUGAUUGAGUCUGGUUGAUUGACUGAUUGAGUCUGGAUCAGGACAGACAGACACGCGGGAGAGUAGAGCUUCACACUGUAGUUCGGCGUCAUCAGAAGAUGUACAUUAUUAUCGUGAACACCUUGGCACAUACUGUAGGUUACUCUAAUGCAUGCUCACUUUUCCAUCCAUUAGAUACUGACGUACAGUAGUGAUACUGUAAAUGCAUUUACGUGGUUAAACACAUACAGAAAUACUACUCACUCACUAGUCAUAUCUCACGCUCCUGUAUAAUCUUGUUCAGCUCCAGCUCAGGCCCUAGUCAAAGCUACGGGGUCUGACAACAGAGUAGUCGAUACACACUGGAGCUAAUUUCUGCUACAUCAUGUAGUGUUAAGACGAUGUAAAAGUCCCUACGGCAAGCCCAGAGGCCCAGUUUCAUCCACAGUGAUAGCUAGGCUCAGAAGUUGAAGGUUCCGUGCAAUAUUCAGCCGGGUGUUUUAUUUCUAUACUUACUCUUCAACAGGUUGUGUAUGAGUGUGUGUACUAAGACACGAGUGUACGCUCACUUAUGGAUGGCAUAUAGCUGUCCCACUGUAGCUCUAACAGACCAACUAGACCCGCUGUAUUUGUUUCAGUCUGGAUGCAGUCUGGUUUUUAACCAUAGGUUUGAAAAUACUGUAGAUUACGAACUUUGAUUCAAAUGCUUAGAGAGAAUAUAAACAAGUACAUGUUCUAGCAGCUUUGAAUUGGGAAAAACUGCAAAAAAAAAGACCAAAAAAAGUAGGGUUAUGCGUAGCUCUGUAGAAAAGGUGUUUUGUAUUUAUUUAUUUAGAGUUCAGGAUGGUUUUGAGUGGAACUGGAUAACAGGUGGAGGGAUACAGAGGAGGAGAAAAGGAUGAGGGGAGGACAAAAGUCUGCCUUUUAUCAGACUUUGUUUACUUAAUUUACCCCAGCUGCUGUGGUGAAACUCAGUCAGGGAAACUGUACUGCCAGGUAGAUGAGGAAAGAAGAGGCUGAGUGGCAUUGUGUUGCUUUUUGUUGAAUAGAAGUGUUACAAAAGAAAAAGUUUGGAGGGGAGUCGUGAGUUAUUUUUGUUAAGAAAUAGGCAAGAGUCCCUUUACAAAUAAUACAAUAACAUAUUUUUGGCUGUGGAGCAUUUCAACCCUCCCUCUCCGCUCUUUCUCAAUGCCACUCAGCCUCUCUUCUUUCAUUCUUUCUGCUGUUCCAUCUUUUAGAGGCUCCACAGUUUUGUCAAACCAAAGGUGGUAGUUGUCGGUUGAGUGUGUCACACAGGCCCUCCUGACUGUUGCCUCCCCUCCUGCAGGGCCAAAGCCAGGUAGAGAAGACUACUACCCCCCCCAUUAGGAGUUUGCAAGAUGGCACUGACAGGUCUGGGAUCAGACUUCCCCAACACACACCAAGCCAAAUCCCUGCUAGACACAGACAGGAGAGGGAGAUCAACGGUAUGUCAGAGAAAUGGAGAGAGGGAACCGGAAACGUUGACUAUGAAUAUGUGCAGAAGAAGAGCUAGGGAGAAGCAAGAUUAGGAAAGAGUUGGAUAAAAAAAAAGUAUUUGAGAUGGAAGGAUGAGGUGAAAAGUAACGGAAGGAUAAGAAAGUGAGACAGAAGGUCAAGAGGGGUACGUGACAGAAGGUUUAGGGCCGUCUCGAGCUAGUGAGGGAGGAGUGACUGAGCAGAGAAGUGAGUGGUUUGAUAACAGAGAUGUGAGGAGAGAGAUUUUGGAGCCCUGAAUUCAGCCAUAGGCAGGCUAUAGAGCAGAUGUUGAAGCUAGCUGGACAUUGUAAAAGCUUUCAAUGGUGUUUCACCAAUAUAUGAAUUAUGAUUUUUAGGGCGUGAAUUAGGAUUUGUGUUUUGAUUGUUUGGUGUUCUAUUCAUUAUUGUAUCUUUCAAAAAAUAUUUAAAUAUUUAUUACAUUGCUACAACUGCUGCUACAUUUUUUAAAUCUAGACUCUGCUGUCUAAUUGUCCCCCAAAGGACAAAUACUUAUCUUUUUAAACCAAAUAAGUGAAGUAAUGCAAUGUCUUUACAGUUACCAAAUACAGAAAAGCAAGUCUGAUGAUGGUGUGAGGGAACACUGACCGAGAACUAAACCCAUAGAUGAGUAGCAUAGGUUAACGUCACAAAACUAAUCCACACAAUUGAUGUACACCUCACCUGUCUCUAACAAUGUAAUAGUAUGUUGUAGUCACAAUUAUAUCGCACUACAGCACCGCAAAGUCUAGUCGUUAAUAGUGAAGGAGUGUCCGUCUGUCCGUCCUGACCUGUGAACCUUGACCUUUUGCUCCCUGACCUUGGACAUUGUAGUCCAGGGUCACCCUGAUUUAGAAUGGUCUGUCUGUCUGUGGGCCUCCUGCAAGCUCAACCCUUGACGUUACACACCAAAGGUGUCAUCAACAAAAACGAGUUAUUGAUAUUCUAAUUGAUUACUAGGACUACGAUAUAUUCAGAGUUUCUCUGUAGCUAGUGAGGGAUAGGGGGAGGGGGUACUUUAGGGGUAGCAAUGCCUGUGUGUGUAGAAUACAGAGAGAGACUUGUACUCUGACAAAGCCCGGGCACAGCAAUCACACCCAUUCAGCCAGACAGACCUAUUUACUGUGUAAACUGGUACUGUAAUAAGCCACUGCUCACCAUCACCAAGUAUUGGGAGAGUUCAGGAGAUUGGCUGUGUUGCAGGUAGAAUAUACUAGUUCUCUUAUCGUUGUGGAAUAGAAAACAGUGUUGGUUAUUUUUGUUAUGGUUCAGGCUGCAAUGUUCUGUUUGUUGCCCAGACACAAAUCAUCAUGGACCUACUUUAAACCAUGGCUCUUCGAUUUUGGUUCUAUAGGCAAUCAGGUAGUAAUGACAGACACAUUAUUAUACAAUCUAGGCUGCCUGGCCCACUUGCUCAAAGUUUUAAAAUACUGACUUUAUGUACUUCUAUUAGUACUAUUUACAUGCUCUCUACACCUUGGGUUGUCCAAAAUCACUAGAAAGUGCACUCUACUCAGUGCACCCUAUUCUCCCAGUCUUGGCUGUCCAGUGCUGUGUCAGACCCAGUCUCCCACUGUCAACCUUCUCUUUCGUUUUGCUGAUGUCUGUUUACAAGCGCACACGUGGUCUGUACGUGGUUUGAAAACACCUGACAGGUAACUGUGCCACUCUUCACCUUUCUGAAAACAGCAGGAACUUUUUUUUUUUGGUUUAGUCCAAAACCAAAUUACUUGGGUGUUUUAGUGUGUGUGUGUGUUUGUAAAAUGUAUAAUAAUAAAAACGUUUGAAUACUAAUUCUAACCCAUUGCCAAGGACAGCGGUGGCGCGCCACACACACACCAAAUGUAGGCUAUAGACAGUAUGUCACCAGUGAUGCUGAUUGACUGCCGUUUAGUGGCUUUGUGUGUUCUUAGCAGGCAGUGGCAAAGCCAGCGCUGUUAGAUGUACUCUGGUAGGGUGCCUCUGAAAUCACACCCUUUGUAGUGCAUUACUUUUAUCACCAGGGCUCAUAAGACCCUGGUCAAAAGUAGUGCACAAUGUAGUGACUAGGGUGCCAUUUUGGAUGCACCUAAUAGUCUGCUGCUGCGCUGUACCUUGGGGGUGGGAGGGUGUGUCAUCGCCCCAUCUGUAAGUAAAACCAAAUAUCAUUUUCACUAUGCAGUCAUUCAAAUCCGUCAGCUUGCUGUACGUUAGGGAGUCCUCCUGUAUAUAAACAUAUGGUGAUGAAACUGGACUUGGUGACAAUAUGAGAUCUUCUCCCUAGUACGGUUGAAAUCAUGCCUUCAGCUAGUCCAGAGGGGAAAUGAGUAAAGCGGGAGACGUGUUUGAGUGAGCUGACUAUUUAAGGAUUGUAUUGGGGUUGGGGUGGGGCCGUCUGGUUGUAGUUUUUGGGGUGGGUUAAUUGGGGUUUGCGAGUUGCUAGUCCAAUGCUGUAAGUAUAUCAAUUGCAUGUUAUUGUCGCUGAUGUAACUGCUAUUGAUUUUAGAUUAUGUUUGGGGGGGACAAAACUAUAUAUAUUUAUAAUUUUUACAAUUUUUUUUGCGAAAUGUUUUAAUUGUGUACUUAGGAAAAGACACUUUUGCCUUUUAUGUUCUCUUGACUUGUUUUCAAUCUGCUAUUUGCCAUAUACAUUUUUACUUGUAUUGUCAUUUAGUUGGUUUCAUGGCGAGAAGGAUCGUGUAUAGAUCUUAGCAGCAGACUUUUUUGUUGUUGUCCGUUCCUAAAUGUGCCGUGUGUCUUUCAUUCAAUUAGCUGUGAGAGUGAGGAUGGAUGGAGGGCAAGGUCUGUGUCUUGGAAGUGUUUUGUCUACCAAAAGUCUGAUUUAUUAUUUACCUUUUUCGUCCAUUGUUUUUAUUUUAUUUUUUACAACUUUCAUUAUAUUCAGGGAAAAGAUGACACCAAAUUGAAUAAAUACAUUUCCAGAUGAUCCUUGAGAGCGUUUGAGAUGGAGAGUGUAGUUGAAGUCUUCUUUCUGUCGUUCCGGAAUGCCGGGGUCAAAGGUGUCUUUUUCUCGCAGAGCGGAAUGAUCACGUUCACAGCUCCGUUUAGCCACUUCUUCACCCUGUGUUGCUGUGAAACCUUGGUCCUCCGAUAUCCUCUUAACUGAAUUAGUUUUAUUUUUUUCCAUGAUCAAAAUAUCAUGAUUGAUUGUUUCUCGGUUUAAAUCUCUUGUGUGCCAUUUAAUUUGUUUUAUUUCUACCCAGAAACCUCACUUUGUUUUUGUGGUUCUCUGAUGCUGUAUUAAGCUGUAUGGUCAAACUCUUGACUACAUUUGAAAUGGCACCCUAUUCCCUAAAUGGUGCACCUGAAGUAGUGCACUACAUCGGGAAUGGGGUGCCAUAUGAGACGAAGGCAACGAGAGAGCGUCUUAUUAAUGCUGAAAUUAUCACGAAUGGCGUUUGCACUUGGGCAGCUUUUGAGUCGAGUGGGGAGGAGUCGUUGGGAGCUCUUUCGGGUUGCAGACGUCCAGUUUGACCAAUCACAGACCUGCGACUGGCAGAAAAAAAACUGAUUUCAACAAUGUAUAUGUAUGUUCACUAUUUAUUUAUUAGUCUGUUUUAUAUAUAUAUUUUAAGCCAAACAAGACACACAUGGUAAAGAUAAUUGUCUGUCUGUCAUUGGCCUUGCCGUUGAUACAAAAGCCAAAUAUCAAACCACACUAACCCACAGGAAACAUUGCUAUUAUAAUGGAGUGGGUUUAACGUCUAGAUAGUGUAUGCUCUUUUAGUACUGGCUUGGCUGAGCUGUAGGAUGUCUGUAUACUUUAGUGUGUGUGCACUCAUUUCAUUUGAAAUCCUGCUCAGUCAAGCCAAACAGAGGUUAUGGUUUAAAUCUUAACAUUUACAACAUGGGUGGUAUUAAAGAGAGUGCUAUGCUAACAACCACUUAAGUUAGCUCCUAUUGUUUGAAACUUGGAUUGGUUUUACACAAGUAAUGAAUUACCCUCCUGAAACAGACGAGCAGUCAACGUUUUUAUGCAUACUAUGACUAAUAGUUUUCUAUUCCGAAGUGGAUUGAUUGGCUCGUAUUUAACCUGCACUCUGUAUUGAGGUGGAAACCCUUUUAAAAUGUUGGUAAAGAAUCAUUUGCUUGUUCCCUAGGCUUUCUAAAUGCAGUAUUGCAUGACUUGCCCGAUUUGAAAGCGGGAAAUGGUGUACUUUUUCCAUCUCCAUUGCAAUUCCAUGGCUUUUUGUUUGUUCUGACGGUUGUAUCAAUCUACACAGCUACUGUCUCUCUGCUUUUCGUUGUCUUUUCCUCUUUCAAACAGAAUAAAUGCCAUUAUAUUGUGAAUACCUCAGGAUUUUUUUGGAGACAAAUCAAAUAAAGAAAAGAGAAGUUGCUGAGA